Messenger RNA from Prunus persica (peach), 1929 nucleotides. Its product is annotated as putative glucuronosyltransferase PGSIP8. Lineage: Eukaryota; Viridiplantae; Streptophyta; Magnoliopsida; Rosales; Rosaceae. The coding region runs from base 150 to 1553 and encodes 467 amino acids. Gene Ontology annotation, molecular function: glycosyltransferase activity. The transcript has 5 exons. The record is from RefSeq and is a predicted model, not a curated record.
UCGUUGUUUCCUACCUAUCGAGAAAUAUUUAAAACUCUCUCUCUUUCUCUUUGUCUCUCUCUGUCCGUCUUCGGUAUUAAAUAAAGUCCUUCACUUGCAAUGGUGAUCGAGGCUUAGAGAGAGAGAGAGAGAGAGGGAGAGCGAGCUCAAUGGCCAAGGGCAGCAUUGGAAUUUCUAAAAUUCUCCUGCUACCGCUCCUUCUUCUUGUUCUCGAAACGACGGCGUUCAGCGAGAACCACCAGCUGAAGCAGCAGCAGCGGCGGCCGCGGCAGUACUACAGAAAUGCGUACGCGACGAUGAUGUACAUGGGGACGCCCAGGGACUACGAGUUCUACGUUGCGACACGUGUCAUGAUCAGAUCGCUCUCCAGGCUCCACGUUGCGGCCGAUCUCGUCGUCAUUGCCUCCCCGGACGUCCCCCUCCGUUGGGUUCAGACUCUAGAACAGGAAGAUGGGGCCAAGGUGGUGAGAGUGGAAAAUUUGAAUAAUCCAUAUAGUAACCAGAACAAUUUUGACAAAAGAUUCAAGUUAACACUCAACAAACUCUAUGCGUGGAGCCUAGUGGACUAUGACAGGGUGGUCAUGCUUGAUGCUGACAACCUCUUCCUCCGAAAUGCUGAUGAACUAUUCCAAUGUGGACAAUUCUGUGCAGCUUUCAUCAACCCUUGCAUCUUCCAUACUGGCCUCUUUGUGUUGCAGCCAUCAAUGGAAGUAUUCAAGGACAUGCUUCAUGAGUUGAAAAUUGGAAGAGAUAAUCCAGAUGGUGCAGACCAGGGUUUUAUAGGCGGUUACUUCCCGGACUUGCUUGAUCAGCCCUUGUUCCGUGCACCUCCUAAUGGCUCCAAACUUAAUGGAACCUACAGACUACCUUUGGGCUAUCAAAUGGAUGCUUCUUAUUAUUAUCUCAGAUUGCAUUGGAGUGUACCCUGCGGACCCAACAGCGUAAUCACCUUCCCCGGUGCACCAUGGUUGAAGCCAUGGUAUUGGUGGUCAUGGCCUGUUUUGCCAUUGGGCAUUUCGUGGCAUGCGCAACGCCAACAAACUCUUGGGUAUGGUGCAGAGAUGCCAGUGGUGCUAAUCCAGUCGCUAAUUUAUCUGGGAAUAAUAGCAAUGACACGCCUGGCACGACCAAAUAUAUCCAAGUUGUGCUACAGGCGCUCAGACAAGAGCAUUACCUUAAUACACACCGUCCUCAAGAUGAUAGCAGCAUGGUCGAUUGUAGCUGCGUACGUUGUACCUUUCGUGCUCAUUCCUCACACGAUUCAUCCCCUGCUAGGCUGGAGUUUGUACUUUCUUGGCACUUUUGCACUUUGCUUCAUAGCAAUCAAUGCUCUGUUACUGCCAAUGCUGCCAGUUCUAGCUCUGUGGCUUGGAUUUCUUGGCGUCCUUUUUGUCAUGGCAUUUCCUUGGUAUCCAGAUGGUGUUAUAAGAGCUCUCUCUGUAUUUGCCUAUGCAUUUUGUGCGGCACCAUUCGCAUGGCUGUCAGUGGUUAAGGUCAUGUCAUCUAUUCAAGCCGCAGUUGAAAGGGAAGCUUAUUUUCCGAAAAUUGGGUGAGUCUUCUCCACGUCUGAGCUUUGAACUUUGAAAGCACAUUGCCAACUCCCCAGGAUGAAGUGACGACAAUGACUCAGAGACGGUCUACUUCAACAAAAUUCGGGCAGAAUCGAGGCUGUGCUUUUUUCUUUUGAUAUUUGGGGACAAGGAGAAAAGAGGAAAGGGUCAGAUGGAAGCUUGGUUUUGCAUGAGCUUCCAUUGUUUUUGUACCAUAAACUUCAUUGAUAAAAACUAAAAGGUGCCAGUUCGCAUGGAAAACUGUCUGUAAUUAUAUAAGAUCGCUUUUAUCAGAUUUCUUGCAUGUUUUGGCUCCAACAGUUGAGUGUAACAAUGACAUUACGUUUGCUAAUUUUGACCGAGGAAGGUGACACCAAAA